Molecule: messenger RNA, 2350 nt
Organism: Pomacea canaliculata
Lineage: Eukaryota; Metazoa; Mollusca; Gastropoda; Architaenioglossa; Ampullariidae
Product: E3 ubiquitin-protein ligase TRIM33-like
Exons: 5
Coding region: 265-1842 (525 amino acids)
Molecular function (GO): zinc ion binding
Source: RefSeq, a predicted model, not a curated record
AAGUUAAGUCUGGAAGAUUCAGGGACACUAGCAAGCCUAGUAGCUUAAAACUUCAUCUAACUUAUUCGUCUCGAAAAGUAAAGGUGACCAAUCAAUCUGUAUUUAUACUGAUAAACGUCAGCAAGGAUAUCGAAGUGUGUAGAGCAAAGAACCGUUUCACGGAAACUGCAGUGUGACACAAGUAGGUCAGUCAUUGUAAAACACAAAAUUCAUUGCUGCAAGAAUUCAGUUUGAUUUACAGUUUCCAUUAGUGGUCGGAAAAGGAUGGCUCAGUCCCACGAAAGAGAGUGUGCCGUGUGCACAGAAGACUUCACGACACCAAAGAUUCUACCCUGUGGUCAUCUCCUGUGUCGAGAAUGUGUCAUUUCCUGGAUGGAUUCCAAACCUGAUGCUGGUUGUCCACUGUGUAGAUGUCCUAUAGUAAAGCAGUCAGAUGGAAGUUCGUCCGCCACUGUUGACGCCCUGCCGACAGACUUUGUGAUGGAAGCGCUGGUGGAGAGCGCUCGUGUGCUGAGUAAAGAUCACCUUUGUUGUGUGUGUGAGGACGUCAGGGCGGACUUCAUCUGUAUGCAGUGUCAGGACAUGUUGUGUUCAGCCUGUACGAAAGUACACAAGAAGAUGUCAGUAAGCCGCAGUCACGAUGUGGAGAGUGUCAGCACUGUGACACCUGAACGUCUGGCUGCCAGCCGCCCUGCACUGUGUGCUGACCACGGCGACAAACACGCGAAGUACUUCUGCCGCGAGCACCGCCUCCCUGUCUGCUCAGCCUGUAAGUCUCACAAACACAAAGUAUGUCGAGAAACAAACUAUCUUGACGAUGAAAUAAAGUCAGUUCAAAACUCACUUACCGACCUAACAAAAAAUCUGGUAGAAGCGGAGCAGAAGCUAGAGCAGGCUAUAGGUCAGGUGACGUCAAGUCUACAGGAAGUUGAUGUCAGCGAACAAGAAGACAUGGCGCAGGUGGACAAGGUGUGUGACCGUCUUCACAAGCUGGUGGAAGAUGUUUUUAACAAGUUGAAGGACAAGUGUCGCAAGAAACAUCUCAAAAUCAGGAAGUCGCUAUGUGACGUCAAGACUGGCCUUAGCAACCGUCUAGGGAAGGUGACGUCACACAAACACAUUGUGACGAGAGCGGUGGCAGUGUCACCACGUCCUGCACUGAUACACGUGACACAGGCUCUGACAGACAGGGUCAACAGCCUUGACCUGAGCACUGACCUGCAAGGUGAGGUGUGGGCGAAGCCCUUGUCAAGUGUAGAGUGCUGUCAAGAAGUUGUGAGACGGAUACAAGACGAGCUUCUGAUGUUGAAGCAGAUGACAGAGUCAGAGCCAUCAGUCCUUGUGUUCCACGAAAACUGUGGAAAAAACAUUCGUCUGACGAACGGUAACAGGACCGCGGAGAAGAUAGAGCUGAAUACCUUCGGUAACGGGGUGGUUGUGUCACGUGACCCUAUGUUAGCGAACGUCUUGUAUGAAGUCAGAGUGGACGCAGGAACAGGUGUGUACAACAAUCUAUCACUGGGUGUGACACGAAUUUCUCCUGCACGCCUCACUGUGACACUGUGGUCUAGAGACCUGCAAGACUCCGUUAUCAUCAUGCCCGCUCUGGUCUUCCAUCAGGGAGAAAGUGCGCUGUUACCGCUCGCAAAAGAACUCUGGAGUCUUGAAGUCGGGAGUCGAGUCGGGGUACUGGUGACCUCAUCCAACGACCUUCACCUCUACAUCAACGGACAGGACCAGGGCGUUGCAGCAAAAAAUGUCACACAACCCUGUUUUGCUGUCUUUAGUAUUAGCAGAUCAGUUAGUAAGGUGACAGCCCUCCCUACAUCUCGGAGAACAUAAAGAAUAUCACAGAACAAGAAGGCUGAGAGAAUAAAACUAGAAUAUUUUUUUGAUUUAGGAUGACACCAACCUGAGUGUUGACAUUACCAAUGAGAGCUCUAGUGAGUUUGUUUUCUCAGUCUGAUUGCUAUCCAAAACAAGACGAGUACACAUUGCAUCUGAUUAUGAUUUUUUUUCCAGUUGAAAGACAUUAACAAAUAAGAAAACUGGAUGAGCUGCCUCCCUCUCCCAUACACACAUAAAGAAACGAGUGAAACAACUUCUUAGCAUGAAGAGAAGUGAAUGAUAUAUUAUUUCAGCAAAUAAAAUAUAUUGUGUAAACACUACGAAACUAUACACAUAAGGGCUGCUAUAAAUUUAGUAAAUACCUUGCAUUGACCUUUGGUUUCUUGUUGUGUUCACUAAUUUUAAAAAGGCUGUUCAUAAGUUACUGUUCAUCGACAAUGAAAAUAAUUAUCCGUUGUGAUUUGCUUCUGCUACCCAAUAAAUAAAAUUAUUACUUACAGUU